Castor canadensis (American beaver) is the source of this 2123-nucleotide messenger RNA. It is a transcript of the gene Padi4, whose product is annotated as peptidyl arginine deiminase 4. Gene Ontology annotation, biological process: chromatin remodeling. Gene Ontology annotation, cellular component: nucleus; cytoplasm. NCBI's taxonomy places the organism in Eukaryota, Metazoa, Chordata, Mammalia, Rodentia, Castoridae. Gene Ontology annotation, molecular function: calcium ion binding; histone arginine deiminase activity. The record is from RefSeq and is a predicted model, not a curated record.
CUCUGCCCCUGAAGACUGCACGUCCUUCAGCAUCACUGCCUCCUCAGGAGUGGUUGUGGAGGUGGCCUACAGCCCUCCAGCCAAGAAGAAUUCCACAGGUUCCUCCAAAUGGCCCCUGGACCCUGAGCUGCAGGUGACCGUGCAGAUGAAAGCUGCCAGUAGUAGCACAGAUGACCAGAAGGUUCAAAUUUUAUACUAUGGACCCAAGACCUCCCAGGUCCAAGCCCUGCUCUACCUCACUGGGGUGGAAAUCUCCCUGUGCGCAGACAUCACCCGCACCGGCAGCGUGAAGCUGACCAGAGCCGUGAAAAAUCAGAGGACCUGGACCUGGGGCCCCUGUGGACAAGGCGCCAUCCUGCUGGUGAACUGUGACAAGGACAACCCCCAAUGUUCUACCAUGGACUUUGAAGAUGAUGAGGUGAUGAACAGCAAAGACCUUCAGGACAUGUCCCUGCUGAUCCUGAGCACCAAGACCCCCAAGGACUUCUUUGGCAAGCAUCAGCUGGUGCUGCACGUGGGCAAGGCUGAGAUGUCCAAAGUGCGGGUGUUCCAGGUCACACGGAGCAAGCUGCCCCCCAGGUUCAAGGUGGUCCUGGGGCCCCAGCAGCCCUCUCACCGCCUGAAGCUCCCAGGGGGCCAGCACAGCAUGGAUUUCUACGUGGAGGGCCUCGCCUUCCCGGAUGCUGGCUUCUCGGGGCUCAUUUCCCUGGGUGUCUCCCUGCUGGACACAUCCGACCCGGAGCUCCCUGAUGCUCUGCUUUUCCAAGACAGCGUGGCCUUCCGGGUGGCCCCCUGGAUCAUGACACCCAACACCCAGCCCCCCCAGGAGGUGUACGUGUGCAGGAUUUCUGAAAAUGAAGACUUCCUGAAGUCGGUGACUGCCCUGGCCAAGAAAGCCAAGUGCAAGCUGACCGUGUGCCCCGAGGAGGAGAACUUGGAUGACCAGUGGAUGCAGGAUGAGAUGGAGAUCGGGUACAUCCAGGCCCCGCACAAAACACUGCCCGUGGUCUUUGACUCCCCGAGGGACAGAGGCCUGAAGGACUUCCCCAUCAAGCGUGUCAUGGGUCCAAAUUUUGGCUAUGUGACCCGGGAGCUCUGCACAGAGGAAGUCACUGGGCUGGACGCCUUUGGGAACCUAGAGGUGAGCCCCCCAGUCACCGUCGGGAAGAAGAAGUACCCACUGGGCAGGAUUCUUAUCGGGAACAGUGGUUACCCCAGCACCGAGAGUCGGGAUAUGCACCAGGCUCUGCAGGAUUUCCUGGACGCCCAGCAGGUGCAGGCCCCCGUGAAGCUCUACUCUGACUGGCUGUUCGUGGGCCACAUAGACGAGUUCCUGAGCUUCACGCCAGCACCAGACAGGAAGGGCUUCCGGCUGCUCCUAGCCAGCCCCAGGGCCUGCUACAGGCUGUUUCAGGAGCAGCAGAAGCAGGGCCACGGCGAGGCUGUGCUCUUCGAAGGGGUUAAGAAAAAAAAACAGAAAAAAAUAAAGGACAUUCUGUCAAACAAGAAUCUGAGAGAAGAGAACUCCUACGUGGAGCGCUGCAUCGACUGGAACCGUGCCGUGCUGAAGCGGGAGCUGGGCCUGGCUGAGGGUGACAUUGUGGACAUUCCGCAGCUCUUCAAGCUCAUGGGGAACUCCAAAGGGACCCUCAAGGCCGAAGCCUUCUUCCCAAAUAUGGUGAACAUGCUGGUGCUGGGGAAGCACCUGGGCAUCCCCAAGCCCUUUGGGCCCCUCAUCAAUGGCCGCUGCUGCCUGGAAGAGAAGGUGCGUUCCCUGCUGGAGCCGCUCGGCCUGCACUGCACCUUCAUUGACGAUUUCUAUGCCUACCACGUCCUGCACGGGGAGGUCCACUGUGGCACCAAUGUGCGCAGGAAGCCCUUCACCUUCAAGUGGUGGCACAUGGUGCCCUGAGCUGCCUCCCCUGGCAGCCUCUCUUAGGCUCCCUACUGGCCAGAGGUGGCCCCUGCGGGUGGCCACAGCAAGAGUUCUGGGGGUGGUUGGACUCCCUGGGGGUGGCCAACCCUCACAGCAGUGGCUUCCUUCAUCCUGGCCCCUUUGCACAUUCCAAGAUGGUCCUCACAUUACAAACAGCUGUACUCAGAGAAGCUGCAAUAAAGGUUUU